This is a messenger RNA of Clunio marinus, 303 nucleotides long. NCBI's taxonomy places the organism in Eukaryota, Metazoa, Arthropoda, Insecta, Diptera, Chironomidae. The record is from the annotation of a GenBank genome assembly.
AUGAUUCAUUUGCAUCAUCCCGGAUUAUUAAGUUCCGUAAAUGACUCCAGAAACGUGCGACUAACUUUCAUUGACUUUUAUGCAAAUGACAACGAGUACGAGCGGCCUUUUCUUAAAACCAUCAAGACUUCAUCCGACGAUAUUUUUCUCGACAAACUACUGGAACGAAGUCAAAUUGUGAUGAAAAGAAAAGAAAAAUCAACAAAAGCUGUAAGCUCAUUAAAGUCUUAUAAUGAUCUCGAAAAACACCCGCGAUCUGAUUUGAAAGGAAAACAAUCAGCAAAAUAUAUUUACGAAGACUAA